AUGGCGAAGGGCCUGGACGAUUUGAUCGAGUUUCUGCUCGAGGAAAUUGCCGUCAGCGGAAGUCAAGGCGUAACCAUCAAUGAUAUUGCACUCUUCGUCUCUUCAUUCUACGACGAACCCGAAGAUGACUCAGAAGCAAAUGCGCCCGUUGAUGGACCCGAUCCAUGCCCAAGUGUCACAGUUGACCGCCCUCUCCUUUCCAAGAUUUGGUUAUGGCUAGGUCGGCAUCCUGAUGUCUCCAUCGGCGACAAUCGACGAUACAACAAGACACCGUUGGCCGAAGUCGAGAUUCAGUUUCCCCGCUACCUGGACCUUGGUCUCAACAACAGGCAGAAGCCAGCCGAGGAUGAGGCCGAGUCGGACGGUUCGCACCUCGCCAGCCCAACACCAAACAAGCGACCGAGUUCCAAGAAAGCCUAUGUUGCCAAAGGUCCACGAAUCUCUGUUAACGAGGCACGAAUCUAUCAGGCUAUAUGUGGCCAUCCUCCAGAUAGCAGCAAGGUUGUGCCUCUUGAGUUCGAACUCCUGUCUCAUAUCGCCGCAGCAAGAUCAACUGGCAUUCUCCAGGGGGACCUUGUCAGAGCCACCGGUCAGGAUAAACGCUCCGUACCAAAGCGGACGGAUGCUUUGCAAACCAAAGGCUACAUUACCAAGGCGACUGUAUUCCGCCAUGGUAAUCGGACAAGCCGCCUCACCCUAAGAAAGUUUGCCCGCCAUAAUGCAGUAGACGCCGAGCCAUUCCAUAAACUGCACAGCCUACCACAACAUGGUUCUACUUUGCGCGAUGUCGUCCGCAGAAUCUUUGAGGUGUUGGAAGACCACAGCCUCAUGUCUCAGACGAGUCUAGCGGAAAAUUUGAGCCUAAGGUCUUCAGCAGAGUCGGCCAUCCUUUCCAAAAUUAUCCGUCGGCUCGAGAAGAUGAAGUGUGUCAAAAGAGUUCGAACUGCCAUCGGACCUUCUGCGACGUCUGGCGACCUGCGACAAUUCGUUCAGCUUUUGCGCCGAGCCGACGCGGCCGACCUAGAGAACUUUGACACGGAGAGCUUGUCUUUAAACCAAACAAUUGAGGAACUAGCAUCUGCCGUUGACUCCGAAGACCGGAACGACCACAACGACCACAACGUCGCACUUCCUACGGUCGAGGAGGCAAAUGAAGAUUCCCUCGAAGCUGUGUACAGACCUGCCAGAUGGAACCCUGAUCGCCUAAUGCCUAAUGUUCUAGUUGAUGCUGUUCGAUUUGCAGGUCCGGAUGGUCUGACAAAUCUGAAUGCGCGCCAAAUGAUCACUGGCGAUUUUGUGCGUCGUCAGUUAGAGUCUCUUCUCCUCCGAGUUUCAUGCGAAUCACUUGUCAUUCAGCCACAACAUUUGCGACACCUGGCUAUUGUCCGAACUACUGUGAGGUAUGACGGGGUCGCUCAGUAUGUUCAUUACUCGUGGGACGCCUUUCGGCAAAGAGUGGCAGGAUGCGGUCUUGACCCCUCUGAAAUUCCAGCUGCUCCUCAAAUCAUGGAAAAGCUGGCAGAAAAGGAUGUUGGCUUUGAUGGUGACGGAACCUCUUCAGAUUCUGUCGAUAUUGAUGAGUUUGGGUUUCCGUUGCAAAGCCCGCCGGCCGUCCAACUAAGGAACGGCGAGGCCACCUUUUCUGAUUUGAUAGAAGCUGUUGCACCUGGAGAUGUUAAAAAGCGGAAUGGAGAACCGUCCAUUGUCAGACGAGGGACGAACUUGACUAUAAAACUACGUGACGACGGUCCAGCUUUGUCCAGCCCCAGGAACCAGGCGCCUCGUCGCUUACCUCCCGGUCAGCACACUAAGCCAACGCGACGACUGCCUAAACGCCUCCGAGAUUCCGACGACGAGGAGAAAAUUGCAAUUGGUCGUCCUCGCAAGUACAUGCGAGGUACAGAAAAGUUCUGGCGGAUGCAGUUUAAGCAAGCUAGACUGGAUGCCGGUGCAAAUCACGACGAUCUUAAAAAAGGGACCGCACAAGAUCCCUCGGCCAUUGCGCUAUACGCCCGCCGUCCGCAGGACUUCGAUAAUACCCUGGUGCAGGCUUUGCAGGCUGGAUUGCCGAUCCCUGGGCUUCCACAAGAUAUCAACGACGCCUGGAUUCGUUCGACAAGAGUCGUUCUUGGGCGAUCGUCAGAUGGGGUCUAUAUGUCUCCCAAAGGGUUACGCUCUGACAACAACCAGAGAUUAGCCCAGAGAAUGAUCGUGAGAACUCCACGCUUAAAAUCAGUCGACUUCAGUGACAGGAACAUUGUCUACCCGUUUCGCUUCAUCUCCUCCAGUGUAUCACACAGCUCCAUGUUCAGAAGAUAUUACCCCAACCUUCCUUCCAAAGAGCCUUCUGUACCACAUACGCCCAGAAGAUUGAAGCGCCCGAGACAGGUCGCACUCAGUGAGGCCGAAGGAAAGAGGAAACUAGGGCCGCGGCUGGGCGUCUUCUAUGAAAAACCAGCUCUUUCGACAACAUUACCUCCCCUACUUCCAAGUUCAACCGAUAUUGAACUUUCAGCGGACAUAUUAAUGGCCACUACUGAUGAAGAAGAAGGACUUCCUCGCAAGCAUGUUCUGGAGACUAGAGCGUCGUCUCCUGCCUCGAUAAAUGAGACUCUCUCCUCCAAAGAAGCAGGACUUGACAAUGGUCGAAGCAGGAGAGGCUCACAACGGACUACUCAGAGACAAAGCAGCGGCCCAGAAAUACCACCGUCACCGAGGUCGAAGCUUGACAUCACCGAAAGCCCUCGAAUCAGAUCUUCCAGAAAUCGGAAGCUGACACAGAAAGCGAUGGACUUGUUGCAAUCAGAUCAAAGCCAUAAUUUUCGUCUCUCUGAAACUCAAAAUGUGUCUUCCGAAGUCAUCCCUGCAGAUUUUGAACUUCGCAAUCAGGAUGAGUCCCUUAGUCGAAGAUCUGAAGUAUCAGCUGUGGAUGCAUCAUCAGCUUCGUCUAUUGAACACAAGCCUACGGAGGAGCAGCAAUCCGGAGUCAUCUCAUAUUCAGAUAUGGCCCUAACUCGAAUCUCUCAUUGCAUACAGCCCUCUCCUGCCAGCAAUAAACAGAUGGAUCCCGAUGGUAACUAUAGGGUCGAAGCGACAGAAGCCGCGACAGUCCGACCAGAGGAAGCACAGCACGUCGGGACUCUGUUGUCACGUCAACUAUCGGAGGAGAUCGUCGAAGUUGCUGUAUCUGGAAAUCCUUCUGUGAGCGGUGAACCGCAAGAGAACAAUCUGGCAGCAGAGAUGAAGGACCGUGUCUCGCAGGAAAGUCCCGUCCCACCAAAGCCCCGUAUCAAAAAACGUGCUUCUGAAGCAGGCAGAACAAGAGCUGCGUCUAUUGAAGCCGGGAACUCGGGAGAGGAAUCGCGACCAAAGGACCGACACGGCCAAGAAAGGCAACGCUAUGUUCAGCAACGCUAUGUUCAAGGCGCCAAUGUUCUCUGUCAGAGAAUUAUUCUUGAGUUGGUUCAGGAAACGUCAGGGGUUGUGCCAAACGAUCCAUCGGCACUGAGACGAAUCUCGUUGCCUCGCUGGCAAGAGGCUGGAGAAGAAGGUCGACCCGGGCUCAAGACCAUCAAAGCAGCAAUCAAGUCUUUAAACGACUCGCAAAGACUAAAGCAGGUCAUGUUCGCAUUCCGAGGAAAGUCUGGAACCAUGGUUAAGCGUUCGGUCAUCUUUCUGCCACACAUCGACAGUUCAUCGCAGUCAGUCGAGGACGUGAAGCAGAAGAUUAUCAACGCGGAACCCACUGACUAUAUUCCUCCCGAAUGGAAAGAUGAAGGCUACCGUAUUCCCCUCGUCAAUAAAAGGGCUCCAACCAGGACGCCUGAGGUUGCAGAACGGCCACCGAGGAGCCGACAUGCAUCGUCGGCGGGAAUAGAUGGAACUAUCGCCUCCAGUAUUAGCAGGCGUGCUCGAAGCCGCACAAGAACAACCACACCCUCUCUCCCACCGGUUCCAGAGGACCCUGCAACCAGUUUCCUCACAUUGAAAGUUCCGUCGCUGGGCUCGCUUCCAGUUGUGCAUCUCCAUGAGUGGAGGAAGGAAUGUCCCGUGAGUGCAUUGCGCUCCGAUACUUCCGAUGCGAAUCCUUGGAAAUCUAGCGCCUUUCUACUAUCUCGGCACCGGCGAAGGUUUGAAGAGCCACGCACUCAGCCAGCCGGUAGAUCAAUCAUAUGGCGAAAUUUCCCCUCCUCCUUGCAGGAUAUCCUGCAAUGUCCCAAUCUCAAGUUGGACUAUGAUGCAUUUCAAGCUGACGAUGUCGACUGGCAACGCUUUGCCUGUGAGGUCGAAGGGGUUCGUGCCUGGGAAGAACAGGAACCGGACACCGCUCAGUCAAAGCGCUCUAAGUUCGCCUUCAUCAAUCAUCUGGUCCCAAAUGCAUUGUAUGCGCGGACAGCUCUUCCCUUAGCAGUCGAGUUUAAGGGACUUGUGCAAUUCGAUGAGGAUGGAAUCGAGCUCGAGAUUGCUUAUCCGCCUGUUGAAUCAUGGCCAACAUUUGUGCUCGCCCUAAAUGCAUCGCCCGGUAUCACCUCCCGAAUUGCAGCAGUCAACGAGGCAGACUUGCACUUGAUGCCACCACUUUCCCCUGGACGAGGCCCUCGACGAUCAAAUAGAGGGACUAAGCGCAGAAUCUCUGAAAAUGGCCAUGGCUUCUUCCCGCCACCUCCAUCUAAACGGCGCAGGAAAGGCGUAGGAGGCUCAGCGGCUACUCCUUCGAGACGUAGGGCAGUUUCGGCUUUCAAUGCCACAAUCCAAAAGGUCCGCCGAAGUGCGAGGUGGCUGCAUACGAUGCCAGAAGAGAUGAUUUCCCGAAUUGCCGUUGCUGUCAUUGUCGUUCGGACAUUAGCAGGCGGUAUCGAAAGCCUCGUCAACUGGGAAGUUGUCAUGACGCUCUUCCCCAAUCAAAAGGAAGAGAUUAUCAAAGCUCGCUGGAAUACGCUAUCAAACAGAUACAGUUCGGAUAUACAGAGUCUUACGGCGGACCUGCAGUCGAAGUACUUGAAAGCACUACAAGCGGGCGAGGUAUCGUCCGUCGCCUUCGAGGGCGUCAACGCCACGGACUGGGGAGCGAUUGUUGAGUGGGCAUUGAAGAACCUCGACCAUUUUAAUUUGAAGCGGAUUGCAGACCUUCCAGCUAAUCGGGAUGAGCUGCUCGACACCUAUGCCUUGGAAUUCACUCAACCCAAAUGUUUCCACAAUGUCGUAUGGAAUAACACCACGAUGAAUGUCAAAGAGGAUGUCGCAAAGUGCUCAGUUUUCGGCACAUAUCCCCAUUCCUCAGUGCAGCCCGGUAACCUUCGGUAUCAACAUGGCUUCGAACUUGAGAUGGCCAAAGCAGACCUUCGGCUUGCUAAAUCAUGGGUGCUCGCGACCAUUUUCACUCCAGAAUCCGUUUUCAAUCCAGAAUUGGCCCACGCCAAACUGUCCACCCUUGCCUUAAGUCCAAUGGAAUGCGACGUGCUCCUUUCCCGUGCACUAAAAUUGCUGCAGGAGGAGAAAAUCAUUCAGCGGAGACUCAAUGAUCGUCCAUCGGAGCAAGGACCGAGCAUUCGCAGUUGGGAAGCUCACCGAAAGUUCUUUGAACGAUUUGAGGAGCGCAGCACGGUCACUCCAAAUGUACUGCGUCGUGCCGUCAGAUAUAAAUCGGAAGUCCUUGACCGCGAGUUCGCUAGGGGAAAUACUGUCGUGGUUGACAAAGAGGGCCCUGUUUCUGAUGGAGAGAUGGUGGCAGUGCUGAACCUGAUGGCAUCAGGACGAGUCAAGCUCCGCCCAGGUGCGGACGUGCCAAAGACUCGCUAUGGCAUAGAUCACGAACGUAUAGGGUAUCGGACCAAGAACAUGGACAAGAAACUGUUAGGUUUCAGCAUCGAGCUCACGCCGACGAAGGAAUAUCUUUUUGGAGAUUCCAUCUCUGGCGAGUCACAAGCACGCCGGAUCGCUGUCCCGCGCGGGGAUGCAGAUGAACCCAGUGGUAAAAUCCCAGUGUGGGUUGACAUUCAUGGAAAUGUGCAAAUGACACUUUGGCACAUGCUUCUUGUUGGCGUGAUCGGGCUCGUCUCACAAAUGCCGGGUGUGUCGGCCCUGGACAUUUCAAGGGCUUUUGGAUUUGUGCCUGAUGAAGCUGAGGUGGAACUCAUCAUGCAGUGGUGCAUACAGUCCGGUUUUGCAAAGAUGGAUGAUGGAUCAAAGGGAUAUCAGACAUUGGAAUGGUGGUGGCUGUGCGUUGACAAAGCUGGGACAUCAUAA
Messenger RNA from Cladophialophora psammophila CBS 110553, 6246 nucleotides. RefSeq lists its product as uncharacterized. The transcript is spliced from 3 exons. Gene Ontology annotation, biological process: 5S class rRNA transcription by RNA polymerase III; transcription initiation at RNA polymerase III promoter. The record is from RefSeq and is a predicted model, not a curated record. Gene Ontology annotation, cellular component: transcription factor TFIIIC complex. Bases 1 to 6246 code for a protein of 2081 amino acids. Lineage: Eukaryota; Fungi; Ascomycota; Eurotiomycetes; Chaetothyriales; Herpotrichiellaceae. Gene Ontology annotation, molecular function: DNA binding.